Messenger RNA from Thelazia callipaeda (thelaziosis nematode), 1680 nucleotides. The record is from the annotation of a GenBank genome assembly. Lineage: Eukaryota; Metazoa; Nematoda; Chromadorea; Rhabditida; Thelaziidae.
AUGCCGAAACCACGACGACAGUAUACUUGUUGUUGCUUUGUUAAUAAUAUUCGCUAUCUUAUUUUGUUGCUGUUAAUUGCCUGUUCCAGCAUUCUUUUUGCCAAUGUUGUUCUCUACAGCGUUGCUGUAAUGUAUGAUGAUUUGCAGCACUCUCAGUUAUGGCAACAACCACAAUUGUCAGAAUUUGCUUCUACGAAAAAAACUCGAAUUCCAAGAGACAUUGUUGGUGAUGAUGAUUUGGAUGGUUUAGAAUUAUCCAAUCACUUGAUGGAAAUGCUGAACGAAGAUAAUUUCAAUGAGAAUACUACAUUAUCUACGAUGUUUGCGGGACAUUCUAAUCAUACUACUACCUACAAAAAUGUCUCACAUUUCGAUAGAGAUGAAGCCGCAAAUUUUUCAAACUGGGAUGAUAAUGCAAAAAUAAGCAAUGGUGAAAAAUCAGAAGAAGAAGGUAUGCGACAAACGCUAAAACAGCGAACAAAACAUUUUCUGGUGUGGACUGCUCCUGGAGCUGGAAUGUUAUGUGGAUCAUUCCCUGCUUUUUGGUUUCUUCGAUCUUUUGGUGGCCGACGUUUCUUUGCUAUUUCGAUGAUAUUAUCAGCUACAGCAACAGCUUUACUCGCCAUUGUACCACACAUUAAAUACGGCCAGUAUUUGACUGUUUGUAUGCGAUUUGUCCAAGGGUUUGCGUUCGCUAGCAUCUUUCCAGUGAUCGGUCUAGUAACAGCGAAUUGGGGAACUCUCAAACAACAUUGGCCUUUGUCUGCUGUUAUGUUUACUCACGAUUACCGAUCACCAUUCUUGGCUCACGCUUUGCUGACGUGUUUAGUUUCAUUGAUUUGGUUUUUGAUAUUCAGAGAAAAACCACAGUAUCAUUCUUUGGUCAAUGGAUUGGAACUCAAUAAAAUAGUUGCCGGGAAAAUAAAGGGCAGACACAAUCGAGUUGUAGGCGAUAAUCCUUUACGUUUGUUAUUUACGUCAUUUCCAGUCUGGGCUGUUUGGAUUGCAGGCUGUGGCUAUUUUUUGGUGAUAUCACUUGCUGUUCAAUUUUUACCCUUAUACUGCUUUUUGAUUGUCCACGAAGCACGGGAAGAUUCUCCAGUAAUGGCAUCCAUACCAUUUUUGUUCAUGCUUAUAUUUACUGUACUUUAUGGAUUGUGGCGUUAUCUUGGGAAGCUUUGCAAUCAGAGGACUUCCGUGUUAGCGUUCAAUACUACCUCUUUUAUUAUUUGUUCACUCAUUUUUAUAUUUCUCGCGAUUUUUCCUCCAGGUGGCACUCUCCAUUGCGGGAUUGUAACAGCAUUUACGUCUAUUUUAUGUAUUCUGACGUUUUCCAUUCACGGGUUUUUUCAAAGUGCAACAUUAGUUGGCCGUUUCUUCGCGCAAUUUAUUGUUUCGUUCAUGCAGUUUUUUAUUGGUGUGGCAUUCUUCUUCACAGCUGCUGCUGUAGUCUUCUUCGUUGAAGAGAACAAUGCUGAUGAGUGGCGAUUGAUCUUUUUACUGAUAGCAGCUCUUCUCUUAAUUUCUGCUGCAGUGUUCGGAAUUUUCGGAAGUGCAGCACCUGAAGACUGGUCUAAAGAUAGUUGGGAUCCUUCUGCUGCUCGUCCAAUGAUUACAUUUGAUCAAAUUGAUUAUCACAUGGAGGAAUGUGGUGUCUUAGAGAUGAAAAUUCUGACUUAA